AUGAGUCCCGACGAGGAGAAGAAGCCGGGUAUACCAAGAAAGAUCCAAAAUGUGGAGGAAAUUAUUAUGAAAUGUGAGUGUUAUGUUGAAAAAGAUGGCGAAGAAAGACUGGCUGAGAUACUGUCGAUUAAUUCUAGACGAUCUCCUCCAAAAUUUUAUGUCCACUACGUGGACUUCAAUAAACGGCUAGAUGAAUGGAUUACGGCAGACCGAAUAAAUUUGGAGAAGGACGUCAUGUUUCCGCGACCUAAGACAGCAGAAGAGGAUAUCAACAAGCAAAAGAAGAAGAAGAAGAAGACUCCCGGGCCUUCAACCGGAGAGUCCGGUGAUCAACGUUCAGAAUCACCGGAGGCGACCGAUGUUAUGGACUUGGAAGAUUUAAAUGUGCAGGGAUUACAGGAUGAAGAGUUAUCGCGAGAAGAUGAAAUCAAAAAACUUCGGACUUCUGGCUCCAUGACGCAGAAUCCUCAUGAAGUGGCUCGUGUAAGAAACAUCAACCGUGUUAUAAUGGGAAGAUUUCAAAUCGAGCCGUGGUAUUUUUCGCCGUACCCGAUUGAGCUCACAGACGAGGACGUCGUUUACAUCGAUGAUUUUACUUUGCAAUAUUUUGGAUCCAGAAAGCAGUAUGAACGCUAUAGAAAAAAAUGUACACUGCGACAUCCUCCGGGGAACGAAAUUUAUAGAGAUGAUUAUGUGUCAUUUUUCGAGAUCGACGGCAGGCAACAGAGGACAUGGUGCCGAAACUUAUGUUUACUUUCAAAACUUUUUCUUGACCAUAAGACGUUGUACUACGAUGUGGAUCCGUUCUUAUUUUAUUGCAUGACCAGAAGAGAUGAACUGGGGCAUCAUUUAGUUGGAUAUUUUUCUAAGGAGAAAGAAUCUGCGGACGGCUAUAAUGUUGCCUGUAUCUUAACUUUGCCACAGUAUCAACGAAUGGGGUACGGGAGACUUUUGAUUGAAUUCUCAUACGAACUCUCCAAACAAGAAGGCAAAGUUGGCUCUCCUGAGAAGCCGCUCUCGGACUUAGGUUUAUUAUCAUACAGAGCGUAUUGGGCUGAUACGCUCAUCACCAUACUUGCUGAUCAUGGGCGUGAGAUUACAAUCGACGAGAUUAGCUCAAUGACAUCCAUGACGACAACUGAUAUCCUGCAUACAGCCAAGACCUUGAAUAUCUUGAGAUAUUACAAGGGGCAGCAUAUAAUCUUCCUCAAUGAUGACAUAAUGAAGAGGUAUGACCAGCUGUUUUCAAAACCAAGAAGGAGAAUUACACCCUCGAAACUUGUUUGGAAGCCGCCUAUCUUCACAGCUUCACAGUUGCGGUUUGCAUGGUAA
Molecule: messenger RNA, 1332 nt
Organism: Torulaspora delbrueckii
Lineage: Eukaryota; Fungi; Ascomycota; Saccharomycetes; Saccharomycetales; Saccharomycetaceae
Gene: ESA1
Product: NuA4 histone acetyltransferase complex catalytic subunit ESA1
Exons: 1
Coding region: 1-1332 (443 amino acids)
Biological process (GO): regulation of DNA-templated transcription
Molecular function (GO): histone acetyltransferase activity
Source: RefSeq, a predicted model, not a curated record